GUGAACAGCCAGUUGUUGUUUCUUUCCGGAGUAAUAACACAGUGACACACCCCAGUUGCGAGGGAAAACGAACAGGAUGGCAGGAGGAAAAUCAGCCUUGGUUCUCUGCAUGGAUGUGGGCUUCUCCAUGUCCAACUCUGCCCCAGGUGAAGAACCUCCCUUUGCACUGGCCAAAAAGGUCAUCCAGAAGUUUGUCCAGCGCCAGGUUUUUGCAGAGACUAAGGAUGAACUGGCUUUGGUUCUGUUUGGCACGGAUUCUACCAAAAACCCUCUUGACCAGGAUGGGCAAUACCAGAACAUCACAGUGCAUCGUCAUCUUACGGUGCCAGACUUUGACCUGCUGGAGGAGAUUGAACAUCAGAUCCACCCUGAGAAUCAGCAGGCUGACUGGCUGGAUGCUCUUGUAGUCUGCAUGGAUCUUCUUCAGACAGAAACCCAAGGGAAGAAAUGCGAUCGCCUCAAUAUCGUCUUCCUGACUGACCUGAGCACUGAAGCCAGUUCAGACAAUCUGGAUGUUAUUAUUGAGAACGUGAAAAAAGCUGGAAUCACCCUGCAGUUCUUUUUGCCUUUUCCAUUGGAGGAUAAAGAAGAGGGUGAUGGAGAAAGAACAGGUUCUGGUGACCCCGGUAGGGGCAAAGGCCUCUCUAGGGAACAGCGUAGUGGCCUGGAAAUGGUUAAACACAUCAUGCUGAGUCUGGAUGAGGAGGAUGGUCUGGAUGAAAUUUACACAUUCAGGAAUGCUGUGGAGCAGCUGUGCAUGUUUAAACGCAUUGAGAGGAGACCCAUGACCUGGCCCUGUCAGCUCACCAUCGGCAGCUCUCUGUCCAUCCGUAUUGUUGGCUACAAAGCAGUGACUGAGGAGAAACUGAAGAAAAUGUGGAUCACAGUCGACGCUCAAACCAACAAGAAAGAUGACGUGAAGAGAGAGACUGUUUACUGCCUGGACGACGACAACGAGACAGAGGUGCAGAAGGAAGACAUUAUUCAAGGUUUCCGUUACGGAAGUGACAUUGUUCCUUUCUCCAAAGUGGAUCAGGACCAGAUGAAAUACAAGCAUGACGGGAAGUGCUUUGCUGUUCUGGGAUUCACUAAAAAGAACCUGGUUCUUCGCCACCAGUUUAUGGGAACACAGGUUGUCAAGAUAUUUUGUGCGCGAGAUGAUGAGCAUGCAGGCGUCGCCAUGUCGGCUCUGAUCCGUGGUCUGGAUGAACUCAACAUGGUUGCCAUCGUGCGGUACACCUACGACCGGCGCAGCAAUCCUCAAGUGGGAGCUGCGUUCCCGUGUAUCAAGCCGGAGUAUGAGUGCCUGUUAUACAUCCAGUUGCCCUUCAUGGAAGAUCUUUAUGGAAGACAGCACAUGUUUCCUUCUCUUGAAAACAAUAAGAAGAUCGCUCCAUCAGAGACGCAGCUGUCAGUCGUAGACUCUCUCAUAGACUCUAUGAUGCUUGUAGCAGACGAUGAAAAUGAAGAACUAAGGGAUCUGUUCAAGCCCCACCAUCUUCCCAACCCUGCUUUCCAGAGACACUUCCAGUGUCUGCACCACAGGGCUGUACACCCUGACUCUCCUCUUCCCCCCAUGGAGUCGUGGCUGGAGGCUGCUCUCGACCGCCCUGAGGUCAUUAAGGAGCGCUGCCAAGCUCCACUGGAGGAGAUAAAGAAGCUGUUUCCGCUCACCGAAGUAGAGAAGAAAAAGAAGCUGAAGACAAGUGCUCAGAUUUUUGGCAAAGACUCUGAGGAACCAGAUGCCAAGAAAGCAAAAGAAGACGAAGCAGAGGAAGAGUUCAACCUGGCAGACAUCGCUGAAGGAUCUGUUACUUCUGUGGGAAGCGUUAAUCCGGCCCGGGAUUUCCGUGCUCUGAUCAAACAGAAAACUCUUCCGUUCGGAGAAGUCUGUCAGCAGCUGACUCACAGGAUAGAGCAGCUGCUUAGCAACAAGAACAUGCAAUACUACAUGAAAAGCAUCACCUGUAUCCAGGCUUUCAGAGAGCAGUCUGUUAAGCAGGGGAAUGCUGAUCUGUUCAACAGUUACCUCCAAUCCCUGAAAAGGAGUAUUCCCAGCAGAGCCCUCGAGGUUUUCUGGGACCUGCUUGUUCAAGACGCUGUGACUUUGAUCAGCAAGGACGAGGUGGAAGGAAGCGCUGUGUCGAAAAAUGAAGCCAGUCAGUUUCUGUUGGCUGAGGAGAGGAAAGAGCAACCAGCUCCUGAACUGGUGGAAGAUACUGGAGAUGUUGAUGACUUGCUGGACAUGAUGUAAGAAAAGGAGCGAGAGGAGUACCGGCAGAAAUCUAAGGAAUGUGGUGCUGGAACCCACCCAGAGCAAACCAGUUGAACCGUCCUUUGUCCUGCUUCUUCCACUGGAAAACCCCGUUACAGGGUGCAUUUAGUCAGCUGUACUUUAGAUAACAUUUAACUGAACAAUUAACAAAAAAACUGAGUAAAAACUUUCUGUCCAAUUUUAAAUGUAAAAUUGCUCUCAUUGUAUGAAUCUUUUAUAAUCGCAUUUCCAGUGGUCCAAUGCACUAAAAACUGUAAAAUUCACUGUACUAGAGGUUUAUUAUCUAAAAUCAGUGGUUGAGAAUAUGCUUAACAGCAAAUCUUGUACUUUUUUGUGACAAAAUAUAUUAAAACACAAUGCUGUGUGACAAUGUAGCUGAAUCGUAAUAAACAAGUAUUUUGUUUAAA
Molecule: messenger RNA, 2682 nt
Organism: Girardinichthys multiradiatus
Lineage: Eukaryota; Metazoa; Chordata; Actinopteri; Cyprinodontiformes; Goodeidae
Gene: xrcc5
Product: X-ray repair complementing defective repair in Chinese hamster cells 5
Exons: 21
Coding region: 77-2254 (725 amino acids)
Biological process (GO): telomere maintenance; double-strand break repair via nonhomologous end joining; cellular response to gamma radiation
Cellular component (GO): nucleus; Ku70:Ku80 complex
Molecular function (GO): double-stranded DNA binding; telomeric repeat DNA binding; DNA helicase activity
Source: RefSeq, a predicted model, not a curated record